Bemisia tabaci is the source of this 7766-nucleotide messenger RNA. RefSeq names its product beta-transducin repeat containing E3 ubiquitin protein ligase slmb (gene slmb). Lineage: Eukaryota; Metazoa; Arthropoda; Insecta; Hemiptera; Aleyrodidae. Gene Ontology annotation, molecular function: protein dimerization activity. The record is from RefSeq and is a predicted model, not a curated record.
GUUCUUUCAGUUGAUCAUCAUCCGAUUUCGCUUAUCGCCUCAACUCUCUGAUCUGCUCCUAAAUUAGUUAGUGUAUCAAUAUUUCUCGGUCGUCGCGAGUUCAGUGUUUGUGAUAGUUAUAGUUUUAUGCAGUUAUAAAGUUCAAGUGUCUUCAUGCAUCUCUCGAUAUAUUCUUGAUAAUGGAAACAGAAAAAAAUAUCUUUGAUACGAGUGUCAGCAAACCUCGGUUUAAUCCCAUGACUAUUAUAUUUGAUUCCGGGCGGCUCAAGGAGCCUGCGCCCCAGUUUGCAUCAGAACGCGAAACCUGCCUGAAAUACUUCGAAAAAUGGAGCGAACAGGAUCAGAUAGAGUUCGUUGAGCACUUACUAUCACGCAUGUGUCACUACCAGCAUGGACAUAUAAACACGUACCUUAAACCAAUGUUACAACGCGAUUUUAUAUCUCUUCUGCCAAAGAAAGGUUUAGAUCAUGUAGCAGAAACUAUUCUAUCAUAUUUAGACGCUGAUUCUCUCUACGCAGCCGAAUUAGUUUGUAAAGAAUGGUAUAGAGUAAUUUCAGAAGGAAUGCUAUGGAAAAAACUAAUAGAGAGGAAGGUUAGAACGGAUUCACUUUGGAGAGGUCUAGCGGAAAGGAGAGGAUGGAUUCAGUUUCUGUUCAAGCCAAAGCCGGGUGAAGCCCAUCCAGACCACAUUUCAUAUAGAGCUUUAUUCCCUAAAAUUAUCCAAGAUAUUGAAAGUAUAGAAAACAAUUGGCGUAUGGGCCGAUUCUUACUGCAAAGGAUCAAUUGCCGCUCUGAAAAUUCAAAAGGUGUCUACUGUUUGCAAUAUGAUGACAAUAAAAUAGUUUCUGGGCUCAGAGAUAAUACCAUAAAAAUAUGGGAUAGGAAUUCAUUGCAAUGUAUACAGGUGUUGACGGGACAUACAGGUUCAGUUUUGUGUCUGCAAUAUGACGAUAAAGUGAUAAUUAGUGGUUCAAGUGAUAGUACGGUUCGAGUUUGGGAUGUCAAAACAGGUGCAAUGGUCAACACGCUAAUUCAUCACUGUGAAGCAGUUCUACAUUUGCGGUUCAGUAAUGGAAUGAUGGUUACGUGUUCAAAGGACCGCUCAAUAGCUGUUUGGGACAUGACAUCGCAAACGGAAAUAACGCUACGCCGAGUUUUAGUAGGCCAUAGAGCUGCUGUGAACGUUGUUGAUUUUGAUGAAAAGUACAUUGUAUCAGCCUCUGGAGAUCGCACCAUUAAAGUUUGGAACACAUCGUCUUGUGAAUUUGUUCGAACUUUGAAUGGACAUAAACGUGGUAUUGCCUGUUUGCAAUAUCGAGACCGAUUAGUUGUUAGUGGUAGCUCAGAUAAUACAAUUCGGCUAUGGGAUAUAGAAUGUGGUGCUUGUUUGCGAGUUCUGGAAGGACAUGAAGAGUUAGUGAGGUGCAUCAGAUUUGAUGGGAAAAGAAUAGUCAGCGGAGCGUAUGAUGGAAAAAUUAAAGUUUGGAAUUUAGUAGCGGCACUUAAUCCUAGAGCUCCUGCCUCUUCAUUAUGUUUACGGACUUUAAUGGAACACACUGGGCGAGUAUUCCGUCUACAGUUUGACGAGUUCCAGAUAGUGAGUUCCUCGCACGACGACACAAUUCUCAUCUGGGAUUUCCUUAACUACACUGAAACAUCAUCCAAUAAUAACCAACAAGCUCCCUCUAAUCAUCUCACCCUUCAACCUAGUUUCUCUUCAAAUGCAAUGAAUGAUCCUCCGGAACACUAUGAUUAGUCCCCUGUUCACUCGUUUUAAGUUUCUGUGAUGCUCCUUCAAUUGUUGACAUCACAGUAAACUGUAAAUCACCUCUGCCGACAAGAAUGGCUUUUGCUCCAUUGAGAAGCUUGCAUCCAUUUGUUAUUUGAUGUUAGGUGUAAUCUUGAUAUUAGUUAAUUUUAAUUGAUCAAAAUGGAUUAUCUGUAUAUAGUUUGUAAAGACUACCCUCUUUUUAACUGUUAAUAGAAGUGUAAAUAUUUAAGUUGAAGAAAUUUAAUGCUAUCAGUCAGUUUUUAAAUCCCUUUCUUACCUCUCUUUCCUUUUAUAUAAUCCAAACCGCAAAUACAAUGUCAACUGCCAAGAAUUAAAUAUUCACUCUGUUUGGAGUGCUCCUACCUUUCAUCAUUAGGUUUUAUUACCAGUUUUUUAUGUUGCAGUGCUACAGUAUAGGAUUAGAAUUUGUUUCAAAAUCCCAAGAACUAAGUGGCAUUCAUGUCAAAAUUGCACAAUCAAUAUAGGCUACCGUGAAAUUUCUUUCUUUCUUAUCUUUUUUUUUUUUUUUAAAUUUUUAAACAUAUCGUCACUUCAUAUGCUGCCUAAGUGCCAUUUUGCAUGUAUAAGUUAGAGACCAAAAUCUAUUCUGCGUUAAAGAAUCAUCAAAUGAUUUUUAUUCUUAUUACGACAGCACUAUAAUAGUGAUUGCAAUAUUUAUCGUCCUCCUGCCCUGCUUUUUAUGAGUUUUCACGCCUUAGUAAGAUCUUGGAAUGCCACCAUGGCAAUAAUGUCUCUCUAGCAACAACACAUUUGUGCUUAGGCCCAAUUACUAACUUCUCAUUCACUAAACACUUUUUUUCACUGAUAGCUAGUUUACCUGUCCUUGAGUAGACAAAACUAGUUGCUACUUCAAUAAAUUUGGACUUCAUUUUGCAACAUGGAACUACUAUUUCUGGCUCAGUUUUAAAAGAACGUCUGUUUCGUCAGUCUCCUGAUGUGGAUCGGUGCUUUUAGAGAUGAGUCAAAAAUAGUAGUUUCUUAUUGUAAAUCUCAGGAUAAAUUAGUCUAGCCUUCAUCAGGGUUUGCUCGUUAGCGUAUGCACAAUUGAAUGUCACUAAGCAGAAGGUGUCUGUGCACCAAAAGAGUUCCUAAAACCACACAAAUACUGGAGCCUCAUAAUUGUCUAUUCAUUGUUUUUUAAAACUCAUUUCAUAGAUAGAUCCCUUCUGUUUCACGAUGUCCAAUCAGAAUCCAGCAAAAAAUUCUCCCAAGUUCUUAUGACGAUGGAUGAUGACUUUUCUAGCCUCGAUUUUAAAUCAACCUUGAAGGGCAGCGCUAGGUAGCUCUUAUCUACAAGAAGCUAAGUGUAGAACACAUUGGACUACUGGACAAGGUGCCAAUUUAAGAAUUAUGGUGUAAAUUAUCUCAUCAAAAUUUCAAGCAGAAUAUGAUUAGAGCAACAAAAAUUAUUAAAAAUAACUCCUAGCCAAGCUAUUUAAUGUUUUUAAUGCACAAAUUCAAACUUCCCACUAACGAAAAAACCUUAAUCUACUGAAGUUAAAUUGUACACUAAACGUUAGCAUAACAGUCUCUUUGGUAUGAAAGUAUGGCAAACUCAAUCUUGGUGCUUCAGCUCAGCCGUUCCUGUGUUGUUUACACUUUGAACAACGCAGGGCACAGAAGAAGCACCGCUCGAUUUAGGAGUCUGCUUAAAAAUUUUUAGUGCGCAAUUUGAUUUUCGUAAGUACUUACUUGUUUUUCUUGUGAACGGGAAAUUCGAAUUUUCUAUCACCAGUACAACCAAAAGAAAAUGUUAAUAUUUUGAUUAGAAUUUAAGUAAUUUUUGUUGUGCAAAUCGUGUGCCACAUGAAAUCUGAAAGAGAAACACUCAUCAGAAAGCUUGAAUUUGUUCCUUGUCAAGUGGUCCUUUUUUUGUAAACAUCCACAUGCACAAAGAAGUUGUUUUGCUGGUACUUGCUCAAAAUAUUGCAAGCAUCUCAGUGAAUGCCCAACUUCAAUGGGAAUUGGUGUCAAUUUUGUUUGUGUAAAUGGUAGCAGUAUUGCCUCUGCUAGUUGGUUUGCAUUUUUGUUCAAAUUUUCCAGGCUCGCUGGAUCUGAGAUUAUUUUGUGGUUAUCGUUUUUUUCCUCUGGUGGGUGUGUCAUUAAUUUAAUUUUCACAUUAGUUAUGUUCUAUUUAUAAGAAGAUAGCUUUCUUUACCGCCACCUAACAACAGUUGUAAUUGAUCCUAUUCUUUUAAAAAAAACUUUUUGCCGUACUGUAAUUUAAUUUAGCCUUGCCUCUGCUCAUUUUAAGUGAUCUGUUUGUACCUAUCUAAAUAUCCCCGCUCUUUUCUUUUUUUUAAAACAUAAUCCUGAUUCUCCUCUGCCUUUUUGCCCUUGUGAUCUCCUGCCUCCUUCAUUACUCUUUCCUCCUACCUGCCAAGAUUCGCUUCUGUAAACUCUAAGAUAAACUAAGUCACGUGUUGUAAGAAAUUUAGACAUGUAAAACAUUUUUUGAAUAGAAAGUAUUUCUUUACAAGAUGGAUGAUCACACAACUCUCUAUUUUUUUGCAAUCGUCAAGAUUUGCUUUCUUCUCUCAUUGCACCUUCAAGGUGUCCAUCAAUAUGCUUAGUUAAAAAAAGAACAUGAAUCAUUUUGUCAACGAAAAAACAUUAAAGUAAUCAUGGUAAAAUUUGUGGGCGUUUUUCAUCAACUUUCUGAUCAGUAAAUGUAGCGCUACAGCAGAGAUUAAACACAAAACACUUUUGCUGAUAAGUAAAGCACUCUAAUUUGAGUGUAUUUAUGUUAUCGUCUGGUGAAAACUCUUUCACCAGAUGCCAAAAUUAUUGAAAGAUUUUUUUUAAAUUGAUUUCAAGAGAUGAAGCAUUUUUGCCUACGUCAUGAUAUAUUUUUUUUCCAGUCAAUAGAAAAGUAUCUCUGUCUUGAGGAUGCCUCAUUAUAAUUUCACACUUAAGUGUCUGUCACAUUCUACUUGUUUUUCUCCUCUCUGGGGAAGAUUGAAGUUCUCUUCAGUUUGUUGACUUGAAAGAAUUGUUGUCAUAGCUUUUCAACAAAUUUUUCUUAAGAAAAAAAGAGGGUCAAUAAAUCUUCAAGCUUCAAUUAGGAUAAAAGAUCAAAAUUUUUCCCAGCUUUAUUUUGAAGGUGUAAAAUUUUUCCAUGCCUCUAUCUUUCAUAGUAAGUAGAACAGACAACUAUAGCAUCAUCCAGCUCUUUCCAAACUAGAUCGAAAUGAAUCAUCUCUCUCCCCCCUUUGAAAAAAGGUGAUGACCAUUCCAAUAAUUAUGAAAGGAGCAGGUACUCAUUGUUUUGUCUACUAAAAGGAAAAUAAGUUUUAACAAAGGUGAUCUAUUCCACCUGGAAAUGAAAAGCUGUGAUGAAUUUCUCCAUCCCGGUCUGGACUAGGCAAAAUUUGUGAAUCUCAAUGUUAAAAUUAUCUUACUUGCUCUUGUAUUGAGGCAGCCAAAAUGUAGCUGGAGUUUUAUUUCUGUGAUAUGCAACAACAGAUUAUGUUGCAUCAUGAUCUGUGUUAAAUUUUGAAGUUUUGUUUCUUCGCUGAAAUGACUUAAUGGCAAAAAUAAAUUUCUCUGAACUUAAUCUAAGAUUUCAAAGGUAACAUGUCUAGUUUAAUUAAUUCUUCCCUCUUCUCUGUUAAGAACUAUGCAUGAUGCUUUUUUUGAGCCCUCACUUCCUAAUGAAGAGUUUCCAAUUUCAAGUAAAUUUUUUAAAGUUUUCUUUUCACUCUUAAAUCUAAUUUUCUGUGGAUCAGUGUUUUUCAAAUAAUGAUAUCUAAAAAUGAAGCUUAAGGCUUCAUCUGUUACUACAAAAUCUUGAAAACUUUUUAAAUCGUUUUUUUAAUCACUCUGUUUUUUCUCUUCGUUGGAUUAAAUGAAAGGUGUAAUGUAUUGUUUUAGGUUGUAAAUAGUUGUACUGUUGUAAAAUAAUUUAGGCAAUUGUAUAUAUGUAAUUACCGCUUCUUGAAAAUCUUUCAGUCAAUCCUCUUAUCCUUAAUUUCCUCUGGCUAUAAACUAUUUGUUCAACGUUGUGAACUUAACCCAAGAAACUUAAACUGUAUCAAAGAUAUUUUUUGAGUGGAUUCAAGUAAAAGCUAACCUCAGUUUUUUUAUUGGUGCAAUUUUUAACUAAGUCAUGCUUAAAAAUAUUUAAAACUAAGCUAACAAUAAUGUACCCUAUUCAAUCACAGGCAAUUUGUGAAGAAGACCUAUUCUUAAUAAUCACAUUUUUAAUCAAGUUUCCCAUUAAUUGCAAAAACAAUUUUUAAUUUUGAAGUAUUACAGUCGAUAAAUACAAUUUUCUGGAUCUGACAAGAAGAUUAUCUCUUCUUUAAAUAUUUUUUUUUAUAGGCAGGUGGGUCUAAUAAGUAAGAAAUCAUGCAAUGUGUAUUUAAUUCACUUUGAUGUGUUUCCUAACUGUUCAGUUUUUUUAACUGACCACUCAGAAUGCCAGAACAAUUUUUUAGCCGCGCUCAGUAAUUUAAUUUCUGUUCUAUUCUGUGUAUCACUCUUUACACGUAAAAACUUGUUUUUGGGUUUGAUGAAACUCCUGGCAAUGUUUUAUUGUCCGUUGGUUUUUGUUGUUGUCGAAAUGUUUUGACUUUUUUCACUUAAUUUUUUUAUUGAAAAUCAAAGAUCAACCAUAUUGUCGUGUUGCCCAUUUUGUCAACUGCAACCCGUUUUUUUAACAGCUGUAAAAUUUUGUUAGAAGAGGCCGCUGAAUCAUAGUAAAACCUAAAUGACUAAAUUAUUUGUCUUCGUCCAUUCAUUUCAUUUCUAUUGUUUCUUCUCAAAGAUGAGCGGUUCCUUUUUUUCUAUUAUUCAGUUGAACGAACAUUGAUGCUUUCAUAAAAUUCUUUUGAUAAUCAUCGUAGCCUAAAAGGUGUAUCUAAUAAAACUUUUGCAUUGUGGUUAAUAUACUUUGAAUCUAUUCCAGACGCUGCACAACCUCUUUCAUGCCAUGUCUCCAAUAACAUCCAUUUUUCAACUUCCACCAUUAUACCCAAAACUAGAUAGAGUAUUAUCAAUGGUUCUUAAAUUCUUGAUGUCACAUUAGUAUUAUCAAUUUUAAAAGAACAAAAAAACCAUCAGCUCAUGAUAGGUGCCACAGCAACAAGGAUGUUUGUUUAAUCUAACAUGGCUUUCACCUUUUUCCUUUUCAUUUCAUGUUUUCUCUUUGUUGAAUCGAUCUAUUCAUUUAAAAAAGUAACUAAUGUACUAUCAAAUGAAAAAUGUAUGGUAAUCAUGAAAAAAUUCACAAUUGGUCUGUGAAACUUGUCAUGAAAUUGUUCUUGAUGUUAAAGGUAUAGUUCAGCCCAAAAAUAAUAAACUCUCUCAGUAUGUCAAGUUCCUACAUCUAUCUUGAUGGAAGCAUUGGCUUUCAAAAAAAACAGUGUAUGAUGUCAUCUCCUAUGGUAAUGCAUUCCAUCGUUUCUUCAAUCUUAGUUUUAUUUAUGAUAAAAGGUGAUAUCUAUUGUGAAGUAGUGUGUUGUCCGUGUCUACAUGGACAAACUUCUGCAGAACUAGCUUGACGCAUUCUUAGAGUUGGACUAAGUUUGCUAAAUGAGCGAGCUGAAGUUUGCCAGCGAAGAUAAAAUAAAAGAUGACUGUUGUCAAAGAAGUAAUUACUUGGGAAAUGAAGUUUUCGUCAGACCAUUUUGAAUUUAUUUUUUGAGUGCCCUGUCAGUUCACUACAGCUUGAUUUUGUCCUCAAAAAGUUUAGUGCUGAUCUAUUUCAUUAUUCUCGACAGACAGAAAUAGCCUCCCCAAAACAAUGUCAUCGCAAAGUUCAAUGAAGCUAUUUUGUGACAUAGUUAAAGCAGCUGUUAAAAUUUUUGUGGCCCUUGUUUGAUCUCAGUGUAUCAGAUACUUUGAUUAAUUGAAACUAAAAAUCUGUCUCUAAUCAUCAAUUACAUCAUGAGUAAUAGUGUAGGUAUUCUACUUGUAUAUAAUUGUAAUUUAUUUAAAAAAAAAAAACUAUUAAACAUUUUUACAAAAUUU